Molecule: messenger RNA, 750 nt
Organism: Beta vulgaris subsp. vulgaris (sugar beet)
Lineage: Eukaryota; Viridiplantae; Streptophyta; Magnoliopsida; Caryophyllales; Amaranthaceae
Product: TPD1 protein homolog 1-like
Exons: 2
Coding region: 218-607 (129 amino acids)
Biological process (GO): cell fate determination
Source: RefSeq, a predicted model, not a curated record
GAUUGAAUAUCUUUAUGAUUUCAUAUAACUUGUUUACACAACUUUUAUAAAGGCUAGCUUUUGUUCGUUUAAUUAAUUGAUACAUGGUCUGACUACCACAAUAGCUGAUAUAAAAAUUUGCCUUUGGGUUUAUGUCAUGCAAUUUCCUCUUAUUUCUAUAUAUUUAUCGCUGUAAUUUAUUUAUUUUGUAUUUGCAGGACAUAGUACUAGUAGGAGGAUGGCAACCUCAGGGUUUUUUAAGGACACUGAAAUUCAUAAUGUCACCACUAAAUCUGGUACACGUCGAAUAGGAGAAGGACAUAGGUGCUCGGAGUCUGACAUAAUUUUAGACCAAGGACCUUCUGCACCAUUGCCUAGCGGAAUUCCAACCUACACAGUUGUACUAUGCAAUGCUUGUGUAUCUGGCUGUAGCAUCACCAACAUCCAUCUCAGAUGCGGGUGGUUCAGCUCCGCUAGGCUUAUCGAUCCUUUCGUGUUUCGAAGACUUCGUUUUGAUGACUGCCUUAUCAAUGAUGGCAAGCCCCUUGAUGCUGGCCAAAGCCUCACUUUCCAAUAUGCCAACACUCGUAGUUACCCUCUCUCUAUUUCCUCUGUUGUUUGCGUAUGAAAUAUUCCUAUGCCAUAAAUGUGUGUAAUCACGUAAGUGUAAAAAUGAUUACAUAUAUAGUUAUAUUGAUCAUCAACUAUUUAGCUGGUAAGUUAGUGUAGUUAAGGGGAAGUAUAAAUUAUGUACUUCCUGUCAAUCUAUCA